UUUGAAACCCACGCGCAAGGUGGGAACUUGAAAAUAUUUAUUUCAUAACUGAGCUCAAAUGGUAUGCGAAUUCUCGCAUAUUGCAGUGAGUGGCGUAACUAAAAAGUAAUAUUAUCAUUUAACGACUAACCGUAAACACUACAAAGUAAUUACUCGAAUAGUGCACGAAUGAACGAAAUUCCACUACCAAGUUACUGUAUUGUUCCUAGAAAAUCCUAAAUAGUUAGGUAAAUAAAAGCUUUUAAAGUGUAUAAUGUUUAAAUACAAAUCAGAGGAGAAUUCGGCGAGUACACAGUUUAGUGGCAAAUAUGUUUCGGAAGUGUCCUUGGAUAUACCACUAGAUGGGUUAUACACAGGUUCCAAUGACUGCAUUAUCGAGGAAGUGCGUGCGAAAAAUCAGCGAGGCUGUUGUGAAAUCACCGAUGAUUGGCUAAAAACUACCGCAUCAAAAAUCUUUCGCAAAAAGACUCUCUACAAACGGUUACCCAUUUUGGAGUGGUUACCUAAAUAUAAGAAAAAUGAUUUUGUUGGUGAUUUGGUGGCUGGUAUAACUAUUGGUUUAACUGUGAUACCUCAGGGCCUGGCUUUUGCAGGCAUAACGGGCUUGGAUUUGCAAUAUGGGCUGUAUAGCUGCUUCAUGGGCUGCUUUAUUUAUGUAAUUUUCGGUACCAGUAAGGAUGUACCAGUUGGGCCCACUGCCAUUGCUGCACUGCUCACAUUUCAAAUUGCCCAUGGCAGCUUGGAAAAGACAAUUCUACUCACCUUUCUUACUGGCAUCAUUGAAGUGCUGAUGGGUAUAUUCCAGCUAGGUUUUCUCAUAGACUUCGUAUCAGGACCUGUCAGUGCGGGAUUCACCAGCGCCGCUUCAUUGAUCAUCUUUACCUCACAACUGAAAGAUAUGCUGGCCGUAGAGGCCGCUGGCGAAACCUUAGUACAUAUGUGGAUGUCCAUAGUAAAGGAUUUUCAUAACAUAAGCUGGAAUGAUGCUGCGUUGGGUUUAAGUUCUGUGAUUUUGUUACUUUCCAUGCGUGCUAUGACAUUUGUCACCAUCGGCCCAAAAGAAGGUAAAACAUGUUGGCAACGAGUUUUGCAGAAAACGAUUUGGUUGAUUGGUACCUCCCGUAAUGCAGUGCUUGUGAUAUUGGUCGGUCUGUUGGGUUAUGAAUUGCUCCAUUCAGGCAUCGAUAUCUUUCGCAUGGUUGGUUAUGUGCCGCAAGGAUUGCCUGAGUUAAAGAUGCCAGCAUUCUCCGUGACCAAAUACGUGAAUACAACGAGCGGGGAAAUUGUGACUACGCAUGAUAAUUUCAUCGAUAUGGUCCGCAGUUUAGGUACUGGUCUAAUUGUCAUACCGCUCGUUUCGCUACUGGAGACCACAACGCUGAUACAUACUUUUGCUGAUGGCAAAUCUUGUGAUGCUAAUCAAGAACUCAUUGCUAUUGGCCUUUGCAAUGUGGGUACUUCCCUUGCGCAAGGCUUUCGCGGCAACGGCCCCUUGGCUCGUGGAGCUGUCUUGAACGCCAGUGGCGUUAGAACUCAAAUGUCUAAUUUAUACGCGGGCAUCGUUGUUGUCUUUGCCUUGCUUUAUCUUACUCCUGCCUUCUAUUACAUUCCGAAAGCAGCUUUGGCGGCGAUUAUCGUUUCGGCAACGAUAUUUAUGUUGCAGUAUCGCGUAAUCAAGCCCAUGUGGCGCAGCAAAAAAUCCGACCUCAUUCCUGGACUUGGUGCCUUCAUAGCAUGUAUUGUAUUACCUAUACAGAUUGGCAUAUUGGUUGGCAUUGGCAUCAAUAUCGUUUUUAUUUUGUACAGCGCAGCACGACCAAAACUACGUAUGGAAAAUUUGAGCACAUCAAAUGGUAUUAGAUACCUAAUGCUCACUCCAGAUCGGUGCUUGAUUUUUCCUUCAGUUGAAUUCGUGCGCAACGUGAUUAACAAGCAUGGGCGCACAUCGACACUUCCAGUGGUCAUUAAUUGCACUUAUAUUUACGGCGCCGACUUCACAGCGGCCAAAGUUGUUUCAAUGCUAAUCAAAGACUUCGAAACACGUAAUCAAAAGCUCUACUUCUACAAUCUUCAAGCACGAGUCUCACAGGUUUUCGAAGGUCUCAAUAAGGGAUUGAUCGUUAUAUACGAUGCUGAACAUUUGGAAAGAGAGCUUUCAGGCAAAGACGAUAAUUCCAAGCUGUGAAUUAAUGGCAAUAAAUGGAUAAUUGGAAAUUGUUUGUUUGGCUGCUGCUGAUGUAAUAAACGGAUGCGCACUCGAGCGGAAACGAAGUGUCAAUACAAAUGAAGUGAAGGUGUAAAGUGGUGAAAGAGCAUCGCCGUAGAAUGAAGAGAGUGCGAAUACUACAAUAAUAUGAGGCGAGGGCAGUAAUAUCGUGAUGAACAGUGUUGUGUUUUUAAUGAUGUUUUUGUAGCUCUAAUUGCAAGUUUUUUACGUUUACAUUUGUUUUUUAUAAAUAUAUGUAUGUAUGCAUAAUCGUUUUUUAAGCAAAUAUUGUGAUAGAAAAUUAAAAUACUUUCCAUAAUUCAGCAUUCAUUGAGUCAUCUCAUCUUUUAUUUUUGAAAACUACAAUUAACUACUCUUGAGUAGUAAACCACAGUUAAUUGUCAACUUAUCCAUCUAUCUAUAAGUAUAUAUGUAAUAUAUAUGUAUUAUAUAUUAUGACAUAUAGAAGUAUAUAUAGUAUACUGUAUUACAUACAUGUACUAGACCGUACCACAUUAAAAUGAAAAAAAGAUAAUUCGGCAUACACUCCUGGAACUAAAGUAUUAUCGCAAGACAACUUCGAAUUUGUUUUGGUCGGGUUGCCAUGCCAAAUUGUUUGUCAUUUCUUCCUUAUUUAGAAGGAGAUCAAAAGCUACGAUAUAUCGAUAUUUUUGACAGAAUUUUUUUGACGAAUGCAUCCUAUUCCUUCGCUGCUACAAUCUCGGUAUAACCAUCUGAAUAUACUAGAGAGAGAGAAUAUACCACAAACAAAGUUAUGGUGAGUAAGUACUGGAAAGAGAGAUUUCCAACUCCGUUACCUGUAAGUAUAACUCAAUCGCAAAACGAUAGCAAUAGUAAAUGAAAGUAUGAGAGUAUUAGUCAGUGGUGUUAUUAAGGCCCUUAUUCAAUUAGACAUUAUUUAAUUAUGUUACACCUACCGACGUUAGGGUGAUAAGAACUAAAACGUGGAAUUGGAAAUCAAUGAACUUUGGGACAACAGCAAAAUCUUCUGUUUGAGUUACAAACAACGAUAUAUUGUACAUACUUUGAGAUCCGAGUGAAAAUACCGAAGAGGUUACGAAAAAUUCGAAAAGAAAAUUUUUUUGUCUAAAUAUUUCCAAUAGCAUUAUCGGAAAAUUUCCUUAGCAAAACUUUAGUAAUUUUUGGCGAGCUUUAAUAUACUGACAUUAGGGUGGUAUGUUAGGGUGCUAGGAACUAAGAUCAGAUAGGUAUGAAUAUUGAGACAAAUGAAUGUUGAAAUAAAAAAAUAUAUGCUCUUGUGACAAAAAUAUUGAUACAUAAUACCCUUAAAUCCGCCUAGAAAUGCUGAAGAUAUGAGGAAAAAUGUAAACGGUAUCCCUUACUUUCGAACAACCAAAAUCGGCCUCAAAUCGAAAUACUUCCUUAGCAAAAGUAUAAUGAGUUUUGUGAAGCUUUAAUGAAUUGGCAUUUGGGUGGUAUAUUAAGGUUGUGAUAACAGAUAUCUGGUGAUUUAGUACAAGAACAGAGAACUUGGCGCCAAUAAACUUUGGACCACACAAAAUUUUCUCCUCAAGACAAGUACAUCGAUACAUCUUACUUCAAGAUCCGUCUAUAACUGCGUCUAUGACGAAAAAUUUAAAGAUGCUUCGGCUAAAAAAUAAUAAUUUUUCGAAAUUGUCUUGCAAAAAUACUGUAGACUCGGAAGUGCGUGGCAAACUUUGUUUCCGGUACGGUCUAAUAAGUUAUUAAAAAAAUUAAUAAAUUCAUUGAAAUUGAAAAUAUAUAGUAUAAUAUUUGCAUACAUGCUUAUUAUGUAAUUAUAUAUAUGUUCUUACAAAUAUGUUGUGUAUAAAUCUACGUUUCUAUAAACCUACGUUGAAGGAUAAAG
This is a messenger RNA of Anastrepha obliqua, 4076 nucleotides long. RefSeq names its product sodium-independent sulfate anion transporter-like. Gene Ontology annotation, biological process: transmembrane transport. The record is from RefSeq and is a predicted model, not a curated record. Bases 254 to 2185 code for a protein of 643 amino acids. Gene Ontology annotation, cellular component: membrane. Gene Ontology annotation, molecular function: sulfate transmembrane transporter activity. The transcript has 5 exons. NCBI's taxonomy places the organism in Eukaryota, Metazoa, Arthropoda, Insecta, Diptera, Tephritidae.